This is a messenger RNA of Meira miltonrushii, 1719 nucleotides long. RefSeq names its product putative ROK1-ATP-dependent RNA helicase. The record is from RefSeq and is a predicted model, not a curated record. Gene Ontology annotation, molecular function: nucleic acid binding; ATP binding; RNA helicase activity. The transcript has a single exon. Lineage: Eukaryota; Fungi; Basidiomycota; Exobasidiomycetes; Exobasidiales; Brachybasidiaceae. Gene Ontology annotation, biological process: maturation of SSU-rRNA. Bases 28 to 1695 code for a protein of 555 amino acids.
UCACUGUUGCUGUCGUAGAUUCUCACAAUGGAUGUCUUUCAGACUCUCGCAGGUGGCGGUGUUCACUUCGAUCGAAAGAGAUUCCAGUCUGAAAUGGCAUUGUUCAAUGGAAAGGCGGGAAACAACGAAGCCUCUUCAUCUUCCAAGCAGGUGGGAGCAGGAAAAGCAUUGCCAAAAGAACUUGAUUUCUUCGGUGACUCAAACAGCCAGAAAGCUAAAGAGCCGGCGAGCACAGACGAUUCAUCGACACGUAAUGGCAAGCAAAGAGCGAGCGACUCAGACAUUGCCACUGCUGAGCCUCUGAACAAGACAACCCUACAAUCGUUUUUGAAACAAAAUAAGAUCAAACAGACAGGUACAGAUGCGCCUAUGCCACUCACUUCAUGGGAAGAGCUAGGUUCAAGAUGGAAUAUGGACAAGCGCUUACUGAAUAAUUUGGCCAACGUAGGAUGGGGAAAGCCAACGGCAGUGCAAAUGGGAGCAAUGCCAUGUUUGCUGGACAACCGUGAUACCCUUGUUGGUGCUCCGACUGGAUCGGGUAAAACUCUGACGUACCUAUUGCCCAUUUUACAUCAUCUCAAAUCUCCCAAGAAAGGAGGCUUCAGAGCAGUGAUUGUGAGCCCUACGAGAGAAUUGGCACAACAGAUAUACCAACAACUUGAUCGAUUAGGAGCAGGAAAGAAAUGGAAAUUUUGCGUUUUAACAAAAUCAACAGAAGGUGCCAUGCGACAAGAUCCUCAAUUUAGGAAAAAGUACGAUAUUUUGAUCACUACUCCGAUGAGACUGGUUCAUGCAAUCGAACAAGAAGAGGUGGACUUGACAAAUGUUCGACAUCUCGUUUUGGAUGAAGCGGAUCGAUUGCUAGAAGAAGGCUUCUUAACGCAAACUGACUCGAUUCUUGCAGCCUGCACACAUUCAUCGUUACGCAAAGCUCUCUUCAGUGCUACGAUGCCUGCAGCGAUAGAAGAACUGGCAAAAACGUUCAUGUAUGAUGAAGUUCGAAUUUUGGUCGGUGUAAAGGAUGGUGCUGUGGAAAGUAUUGACCAAGAAUUGAUGUUUGUCAGCAAUGAAGAUGGAAAACUACUCGGUUUACGUAACUUGCUCAAGCAGGGAGCCUUAAAGCCGCCUGUUUUGCUAUUCGUCCAAAGUAUUCAACGUGCACAAGAACUGUUCAAGGAACUGAUUUAUGAAGAUUUACACGUUGAUGUGAUUCAUAGCGAUCGACCAAAAGCACAACGAGAAGGAGUGAUUGAAGCUUUUAAACGUGGUGAUGUUUGGGUUUUGAUCUGUACAGAAGUGCUGGCUCGUGGUAUUGAUUUCAAGGGUGUUGAAGUGGUUGUCAAUUACGAUUUUCCUCAAUCUCGUGAAAGUUAUAUUCAUCGAAUCGGUAGAACUGGUCGUGCGGGAAGAAAAGGAAAAGCAAUCACCUUUUUCACAAGGGAAGAUAGUACUUACCUAAAAAGUGUGGUAAACGUUAUGCGUCAAUCAGGAUGCGAUGUGCCAAAAUGGAUGUUGGAGUUGAAAUCACCAAACCAGAAACAAAAGAAAUCACUCAAACGCAAAGCACCCGAACGUAAAGAUAUUCUUACUGUUGCUGGUUCAUCUCAAGGUCGUAAAGAAGCAAACCGUCGUCGAGAUAUGAUCCAAGCCAGCAAAAGGAGAAAAGAAGAAGGCAAGGAGAAAUCAGAGAAGUGAUGUGGAAGCAUGUUGUACAUUAUU